Messenger RNA from Theobroma cacao (cacao), 369 nucleotides. RefSeq names its product TPD1 protein homolog 1-like. The record is from RefSeq and is a predicted model, not a curated record. Lineage: Eukaryota; Viridiplantae; Streptophyta; Magnoliopsida; Malvales; Malvaceae. Gene Ontology annotation, biological process: cell fate determination.
AUGGCUGCCAUUCUCAAGUCUCUGUUUGCACUUGUUUUCCUCUCUCUCAUUGGCCACGGAUAUUGCCAAUGCUCUCUUGACAAUAUUUCCGUCAGCCAAACUAAAACAGGAACAACGGUGCAAAACAAGCCAGAAUGGCAAGUGACCAUCUCUAACAAUUGCUCGUGCACCCAGUCUGAGUUGAAGCUGAGUUGCGAUGGAUUUCAAACGGUGGAAAAGGUGGAUUCUUCUGUUAUGACCCAAACAAGAGGAGAAUGCCUCAUUAACAGUGGCCAGCAGGUGGCCCGCCACAGCAACCUCAGUUUCAAGUAUGCUUGGGACACUUCGUUUCCCUUGAACCCCCUUUCCUCCCAAGUCAACUGUUCUUAA